Molecule: messenger RNA, 1548 nt
Organism: Vigna angularis (adzuki bean)
Lineage: Eukaryota; Viridiplantae; Streptophyta; Magnoliopsida; Fabales; Fabaceae
Product: importin subunit alpha-1a
Exons: 10
Coding region: 1-1539 (512 amino acids)
Biological process (GO): NLS-bearing protein import into nucleus
Cellular component (GO): nucleus; cytoplasm
Molecular function (GO): nuclear import signal receptor activity; protein binding
Source: RefSeq, a predicted model, not a curated record
AUGUCUCUGCGACCUGGUUCUGGUUCUGCCACUGGUUCUGGUUCUACCACCGGUUCUGGUUCUUCUAGUGGUUCACAUUCUCCUUCUGGUUUUGGUUCUCCUGCAAGAAAGAAAACCUAUAAGAAUACACCUGAGGCAGAAAAGGGUAAGAAAAAGAGAGAAGAAGAACUCGUCGGCAUCAGAAAGGUCAAACGCGAAGAAUCUCUUCUCAAGAAACGAAGAGAGACUCAUACCACCCAGUCCUUUGACACGUUCUUGGAAGAUAUUCCUGAAGAUGCACUGAAACUAUGGUCUGAGAACACUGACGAACAGUUGGCGGCAGCCAUGAGCCUGGGAAGUCUGCUAGAACUCGAGAACCCUCCAAUUGAAGAGGUCGUUUCGACGGGUGUUGUCCCUCGCUUUGUGGAGUUCUUGUCAAGGGAAGAUACACCUCGGUUGCAGUUAGAGUCUGUCUGUGUUCUAACUAAUCUUGCUUCGGGAGCAUCUCAAUUCACAACAGUUCUAGUAGACCAUGGUGUUAUUCCCCCUUUGGUGAAUCUUCUCAGUUGUACCGAUGAUAAUAUCAAAGAACAGACCGUAGGGGCUUUAGGGAACAUCGCCGGUGAUUCCGUAAGCAAUAGGGAUCUUAUUCUUAACCAUGGUGCUCUCUUGCCUUUAUUAUCUCAGCUGCAACCACAUUCAAGAUUGUCCAUGUUGAGGCAUGCAUCGUGGUGUUUAUCUAAUCUUCUCCGUGGAAAGCCUUCAGUAGAUUUAGAAGAGGUACGACCUGCAUUACCCGUCCUUCAGCGACUAGUCCACUUCGACGAUGAUGAAGUUGUACAACAUACAUGUUGGGCUCUCUGUUACCUUGUGGAAGGCCCAAUUAACAGUGUUCAAGCUGUUAUUGAACUAGGAGUUUGCCCAAAACUUGUGGAACUUCUGCAUCAUCCAUCAGGUAAAGUUACUUUACCUGCGCUUCAGGCUCUAGGAAAUAUUGCUGCCGGUGAUGAUGUUCAGACACAGAUUGUACUUGAUAGCAGAGUGCUCCCGUCUCUUCACCAACUUCUUAUGAAGGAAUACAAAAAAAGAAUCUUUAGAGAAAUUUGUUGGAUAAUCACAAAUAUCACUGGUGGGUCUCGAUCUCAAAUACAGGCUGUUGUUGAUGCCAACGUUGUUCCUCUUCUUGUUGAAGUUCUUUAUAUUGCCGACUUUGAGGUCAAGAAGUCAGCAGCGUGGGCGAUUUGCAAUGUGUCUGGCGCAGGAACUAAGGAGAAUGUUAGGUACCUGGCUGAUCAAGGUUGCAUUAAGGGACUAUGUGAACUCUUGGCUAGUCCAGACCCAAAACUUUUGUUAAUGUGUUUGCAGGGGCUGGAGAACUUUUUGAAGGUGGGAAAAGAUGACCAGAGUGAAGACAAUGUUUUUGUUGCCAAGGUAAUGGAAUGUGACGGAGUAUAUGAAAAGAUUCAUAAUUUGUUAGCAAGUGGAAACAAGGAUAUUACAAACGUAGCUUGGAGGCUUUGUGAAAGAAUCUGGAAUGAGAAUGAGCCAGAUUCGGAUUAGAGUCCCGGG